GCCCAGCGGGCUCGCAGAGCUGGGCUGGCAGAGCCGCCGGCUGCUCCUGGGCUGCGGUGAGGUGGUGCUGCGGUCUGAGCCCUCUUUCUCUGCAUCUGGUUUUCUUAAAUAAAUCCCUCUAAUGUUUUUUUGUUUGUUUUUUGAAAGAAGCUUUAAACACGCCCCAGCAGGUGACUAUCCCCGCGUAACGCCUGGGAGAAGGCAUGCACAGGCCUGACCUCAGCUCCUCUGCAGCCUUCAAAAGGUCCAUAGCCUGGGCGAGUGGGGCUUGGAGAGCUUGUGCAACCCCUCACCUGCACCAGAAACACCUCUGCUGAGGCUCUAAGCAUUUGGAUAAUCGGGAAUCCUGCCUGUGCGAGGCCAGCAUCCAGAUCCCUGCCAUCAGGUUUUGCACUCUUGCCUCACCACCCAGUCUUGUCCGGGUUCCUCCUAAAGGAUUUUCUUUGAUUUCACUUUGUACUUACAAACUCAAAGUGCAAAAUCCUCAUACAAGCAGCCUGAAAUACGCAUCUGGGGAUUUUUGUUUUGUUCUAUCUAUGGCAAUGGCUUCAGGAACAGCAUUGAUUUAUGAUGAGGAAAUGACCAGUCAUAAACUGCUUUGGGAUGAUCCUAUCUGUGAUAUCGAAGUGCCAGAAAGACUGUCAGCCUCCUAUGAGCAGCUUCAGUUUUACCAUCUUGUGGAAAGAUGUGUCCAUGUGCCUGCCAGAGAAGGAACUGAAGAGGAGAUCCUGUUAGUUCACAGUUCAGAACACUUGGAAGUUGCAAAAAGCACACAGACAAUGGACGAAGAGGAACUGAAAAGAGUGUCUGGGAAUUAUGAUGCUUUUUUCUUUCAUCCGAACACCUACCGCUGUGCCAGACUAGCAGUAGGAGCAACUUUGCAACUAGUGGACUCUGUGAUGUUAGGAAAAGUGUGCAAUGGAAUGGCAUUAGUAAGACCUCCAGGUCACCACAGUCAGAGGAAUGCAGCUAACGGGUUCUGUUUAUUCAACAAUGUUGCUAUUGCAGCAGAAUAUGCAAAAUUGAAAUACAGUCUACAGAGAAUCCUCAUUGUUGACUGGGAUGUGCACCACGGGCAAGGAACUCAGUAUAUAUUUGAAGAGGAUCCAAGUGUUUUGUAUUUUUCCUGGCAUCGCUAUGAACAUCAAGAAUUCUGGCCAUCACUCAAAGAAUCUGAUUAUGAUGCUGUAGGUCUGGGAAAAGGAAAAGGCUAUAAUAUCAAUUUGCCUUGGAAUAAGGUUGGGAUGGGAAAUUCAGAUUACCUUGCUGCAUUUUUUCAUGUGUUGCUUCCAAUGGCUUUUGAGUUUGAUCCUGAACUGGUUCUUGUUUCCUCUGGAUAUGAUUCAGGAAUUGGAGACCCUGAAGGUCAGAUGAAUGCCACUCCUGAGGUUUUUGCCCACCUUACCCAUCUCCUGAUGCAGCUAGCUAAUGGAAAGCUAUGUGUCAUCUUAGAGGGUGGAUACCACCUGAAGUCCUUGUCUGAAUCAGUCUGCAUGACUGUAAAAGCUUUGCUUAGAGAUCCUAUACCUCAAGUAACUGGAGAGAUGGCCCCUUCCCUAAGUGCUAUUGAAUCUAUUCAGAAUGUGAGAGCAGCACACAAACCCUAUUGGAAAUGGUUGAUGUAUGAAGACACAUCAUUUUUGCAUAAUUUGAGCACUGAAUCACACUUACCAAAGAAGACUAACACAAAUCCCUCUACAGACCAUGAGGAUAAGAUAACUAACAACAAUGAAGCUGCCAAAAUAGAAAGAUUUCUGGAAUUGCACAUGAGAAAUAUUCUAUUUCCAGUGCCUCCCAUCAGAACAGCAACAACUCAGUCAAAAGCUUCAGCAUACUUGCUCCCAGCACCUGUUUGUGUGGUGAAGGAAAUGGACAAAAAUGAAGUAGAAGCUCUUGCCAGUGACUUUUAUGCAGACCUUGUGAAAGAGGACAAAACCUUGCACUCUCUUGGCAGUAUGUUGGCCAUCCUAGAUAAAAUACUAAAGAAGGAGGUAUGCAAUGGAAUUACAGAUUCACCCACAGCUUCUGCUUCUGUUGGUGUAGCACUAAGAUACUCUGUUCAUUUUGGAUUUCAAAGAGUGCUUUGCGUAUUUGUUGGAGACAUGCAGAUCGUACCAAACACAGAAGAUGGAAAAGUACUUGUGAUAAAUAUUUGCGAGAAAGAACAAUCUGGAACGAUGAGCUCUAAACAUUUUAUUUCUCUGAAUUGGAAAGAGGAUGCUGACAGGAGUGACUUCUUUUCUGCUGUACUUGGAUUCAUUCUUCCUGUAGCAUAUAGUUAUCAACCCGAUUUGAUAGUAAUAGCUGUUGGACCAAACAGGAGCAUCGGAAUAAGUGGAAUUUCUCUUCUUUUUGGUUUACUACAAGGACUAGCAGAAUCUCGAAUUCUUGCAGUGAUUGAGGACACAGACUUAAAUCUAAUUCAAAAUGUAGCCAAAGCACUAGCAGGUGCUUCUGUGUCUCACUCUGGAGCUUACGUACCUCCUACCCAAGAAAAAGUACAUAAAAUAAAAAUAUUAAAAGACCGGCUUCAGCAGGACUGGAAAAUGCUUCAGUGCUCAGUGAAGGAUGGGAUUUCAAGUAAUUGACUUCAAUUUAGAACCGUAUUACCCAACAGAAGAAAAUGCGUUUAAUUUUGCCUUUUAAAUCAUCAGGAAAAAAAGACAGUUGAUCUCUAAACAGAGUAAGAACUAUUCACAAUUGCCUACUGUUUUUAAAAUCCUUAAAAUUCACAAUUUCAACUAGAGCAUUGUGCUUGUAAAUUCUAUACCGGCACCAAUUAUGCAAGACUGACACUUGAAGCCUACCUACUCCCAUGCUACAUUACUACAAAUUGGAACCUGUGUCAUUUGUGACUGCAAAGUCUGAUUGCACAUGCAGUAGCUUGACUGCAUGAAUGCUAAAGUAGUCCAGAAGACAGGAAUCUGAAAUGAGUAAUCAUACAAGCCAAACACUCCAAAAUUACUCAACAUAACAUCAAAAUGCUUGCACUGCAGCCACUACCAUUGUUUCAUUGGAAUGGAAUUUUAAAUUUAACAACGAGUCCUUUAGAUUCAUGAAUUUUUCCUAUGACUUUUAAAGGAUUCAACAAAUCUGUUCUUUAAUUUAAAGUCUGUUCUUUAAUUUCUCUGGUCAGUCAAUUGCAGGAAGUUAAGAAAAGCAGCUGAACAGCUAUAGUUUCCUAGAUCAUACUUUGUGGUUGAGACUAAAUUUAAUUUCCUGAACUAUAUAAGGCAUGUGGAAAAAAAUAUUUUGCACAUAUAAAAUUACAAAUACAUAAUUGAAUAAAGCAGUGUAAAGAUUAAAAUAAAGUUUACAACUUAUAUACGUACUGUAAAUAUUCUGUGGAAAGGGGACUUCAUUUUACCCUCAUUUCAAAUGCAUAUUUUCUAUAUAUAGAAAAUAAAAAGCAAUACCCCAUCCCCCAUUUUGGUAGUGGCAUAGCGGUAACAUCAUGUGAAUAGUCAAAAUUAUUGCCUCAGGAAGUUUAUUUAGCCAUAAUGUGUCUUGUUUUCCAGCAUUUCGGAUACAUUUUUGUACUCAUGUUCAGGAGCAUUUUUCUGUGAUUGUAACUUCAAUAAUGUAAACUUGAAUAUAAUUUGAAUAAUUAGGUCAGUCUUCACAGUCCUGUUUUUAGAACCAUUCCAAGUGACGCUCUUGUAGUUCACACUGGUUUUUCAGUUAUGCUGAAGGGGAAAUGACAUUUAAUCCUUGAAAAUUUUUGAAACGGAAAUUAUUUCAGAAGAGACUAAAAUGUAUGUCAAACGUUUUCACGAGAGGAAGCUGAAGAACACAAGAUGUUCAGUUUCAGUUCAGAACUUCUUUAAAAUAAACUAAAGUUCUUUUUGGAAUUCAAAGUCACUCUAAACUGAAGUCUGAAUUAGGUUAUGAUAUGUCAAAAUGGGUUAGGUGGGCAUCUGGCUAUCUUGGGCUUCAAAAACUUUUAAAAAACAAAAGCAUUGUAAGUGUAUUCUUCCUUCCACUCCCCUGGAAAAGAAAAACUGGGGUAAUUCAGCAUUUCUGAGGAAAAAGCAUUUUUCUCAACUGCUUUCGUUAAGUCUUGAAUUUCUAUUGUCAGUCAUGAGUGUUGUAUUUUGUUACAUGUAUAUUUUUAAGAUGUUGAUCAAAUUUAAUAAAACAUGAAUUAAAGGGCAAA
Anas platyrhynchos (mallard) is the source of this 4156-nucleotide messenger RNA. The record is from RefSeq and is a predicted model, not a curated record. Lineage: Eukaryota; Metazoa; Chordata; Aves; Anseriformes; Anatidae.